AAACAAUUUUCCUUCAGUCUCUGUCCGCUGUUUGUUUGAGUAUUAGGAUAGAGGUUUGACGGACGAACUGUGGUCAUACUCAUUCCUCAAGAUUAUUUUCUUGUCUUAAUGACGAAAAUUUGAAAGGAUUAUCCGUGUUUACAGAUGGCAGCACUGACCCUUUACUAUGUGUGACGUCACGAUUACUAAGACUCACCAGCUAAUGAGGAAAUUGUUUUGAUACCCAAAUAAUCGUGUAAACUUACAAAUUUAAACAAUUAAAAUGUUCGGAAAGAAACCCAGCAUGGAAGAUACCCUCUUCCAGCUUAAGUUCUCAAUAAAACAGAUGGAGAGAAUGGCUAAAAAAGCAGAAAAAGAGUCAAAUUCACAAAAAGCAAAAGUAAAAAAGGCUCUAACACAGAGGAAUGUAGAAGUGGCCCAAGUAUAUGCAGAAAAUGCUAUUAGGAAGAAAAACGAAGGCCUUAAUUAUCUCAGAAUGGCAGCCAGAGUGGAUGCGGUUGCUUCACGGAUACAGACAGCAGUCACAAUGCAACAGAUGACCAAAAAUAUGGAAGGAGUUACAAAAGCCUUAGACAAAGCAAUGGCAUCGAUGGACCUAGAGAAAGUUCAAGAAGUGAUGUCUAAAUUUGAGAAUCAGUUUGAAGAUCUAGAUGUUAGAACACAGACUGUGGAUGAAUCCAUGAGUGCUGCCACCACCCUGUCCACACCCCAGGACCAGGUGGAGGACUUGAUGAAACAGGUGGCCGAGGAGAACGGGUUAGAAAUAAUGGACCAGAUUCGGGAUCUACAACCUGGUCAGUCCUCGUUAGCUUCUACGGCUACCACAGAGUCGAAUAAAGAAGACCAGCUGUCUAGGAGGUUAGCAGCCUUGAGACACUAGUGAUGUUUAAGAAGAUAUGCCAGUGUUCUUAAAAACUUGUACAGAUGUCAGUGUCAGGUCGUGACCAGUCAACUGAGGUCUGAUUACCACAGUGUUUUUGUACAUAAUGCUUUGAGGACUAAUUUAUGUAAAGUUUUAGAAUAGAAAAAAACUGGUAAGGAAUCUGGUGUAAUUAUAUUUUAACUGCUGAUGAUGCCCUGGCUAUUGAAAAGCAUUUGAAACCCCGAUGGACAACUCUGUAGGAUCUACAAUUUUUUAAUGAUAUAUUUUUGUCACUUUUAUCUCAUAAACUUGCCUUUGUAUUAAAAUUGAUAUGGUGAGUAGCAGGUUAAUUUCAAGGAGUUCCUAUAUUCUAGUCACUUCCUUCCACCAGCUGCCAAAUUUUGUAAAUUUUGCCUUGUACCUAAGUUCUAAGCAAAGAUUCCAUCUUAUUGUUGCCCCCAUCCAGAAGUAAAAUAAGAAAGUAAAGGCCAAAAUGAAGCAUUUUGUUAGCAAUAUUUCAGGUAGGAAGUUGGGAGGUAUACAUCCCAAGUUUCAUAGAUUAUUGGCCUUAAAUUAUCAAUAUUCACAUCUGCCAUUUCCAUUAACAUCUGUAACUGGGGUUCGAGGGAGGGUUUGAGUCUUGCUGUCGUUAGCUUCUUCAUUGUAAAGGUUAAAAAGAACGUUUUUAUGCCCAAGAAUUGCUCUUACUUCUCUCUAUAAGAUUUUGUGACCAGAAGCAGUGAAAUUGUAUUUUUAAAUUAUAGUUGAAAGAAGUAAGCUAAAUUUUCUGAAAUAAUAUUUAUACUUACAACGAUUUGUGGAGAAAAUCAACAGUCCUUCAAUAUUAAAAUUCCUUUUAACAGUAUUUCAGAUGCCAUUUUUUCUUGUUCAGUAAAUUCCCAGGUUUCACUUUGUAUAUAGCAAGUUUGUAUGUAAACAGAAAUAAAAUGUAAUAUUAGAAUGGA
Molecule: messenger RNA, 1827 nt
Organism: Lingula anatina
Lineage: Eukaryota; Metazoa; Brachiopoda; Lingulata; Lingulida; Lingulidae
Product: charged multivesicular body protein 1a-like
Biological process (GO): vacuolar transport
Source: RefSeq, a predicted model, not a curated record